Messenger RNA from Caenorhabditis briggsae, 1575 nucleotides. NCBI's taxonomy places the organism in Eukaryota, Metazoa, Nematoda, Chromadorea, Rhabditida, Rhabditidae. Bases 1 to 1575 code for a protein of 524 amino acids. The transcript is spliced from 2 exons. The record is from RefSeq and is a predicted model, not a curated record.
AUGAUUAAUAGUAAGAAAUGUGGAUACGGAACUUUAUCAAAAGGUAGUUCUAACGUAUGGAGUACAAAUAAUAAAAUCGAAGUUGAUUACCCAAAUAGAUUUACAAGCUUCUUCUCACCUAAAAGAUUCCACAAAGAAAAUUGUAUAGUUAUUGAGACGAAAGUUUAUUCCCAUUUUAAUCAAUCUAAGCCAACCAAUAUUUUAGCUGAUAUGAACAAUUGCAAGUAUCAAGACGGUUUCUGCGAGAUCAAGAAAAAUGAAAUUAUAACAUGGGAUGUCAACAGAGAUCAGAAAUGUCAAUUUAUCUCUAUUGGAAUACUUGAUGGGAUGUACAAUAACAAACUCUGGGUUAACAAUAAGAACCAAAUUGCGUUAAAUUUUGAAACACAGAAGAUUGUGAAUGAUUGUAACAUAGACCUAAUGAUUAGUGAUGAGGGUUUUGCUGUAAAAAGAAUUGAAAGAUCUCAAUAUUCUCCAAGACACAUUCCUAUUCCAAUCCCAUCAUAUUCUCAACAAGAUAUUCAACGUCAAAGACAACAACAGGAGGACGACAGAAGAAAACGUGAACAAGAGGAACAACAGAGAAAGCGGGAGCAAGAAGAUAGUAGGAGACGGGAUCAAGAAGAUAUCAGAAAACGGGAUCAAGAAGAUGCUAGAAGACGUGAUCAAGAAAGACAAAAACAGAAUGAAGCUGAUUUUGAAAAGAGGAAACAAGAAAAGCUGAAGAAGGAAGAAGAACUUGAGAAAAAGAAACAGGAGAAAACUAAGAAAGCUCAGGAAGAGGCUGAAAGAAAAGAAAUCGAAGCAUUGAGGAAGCUACGGAAAGAUGAAGACUGGACAGUUCAUGAUGAGAAAUCGAAAGGUGUAGACAAAAAAUCCAACAGAACUAAAAGAGAAAUCUUUCAACCAUUACCAUUACCAAAUUAUGAUGAAUAUUUAAAGAUCAAACAAGACUGUGAUAACUUACCUAGUUAUGAAAUUGACUUUAUAGACGUUACUCAUUUUGAUGGAUACAAGUUAAGUAUUGCUCUCACACUCGGACAAAUACCAAUCAAGAUAAAAAGUCUAGGAGAUAAAAUUUGGUAUUACAAGAAUGAUAAUUUUGGAGGAGUGAUAUCAAGUAAACCUCAGCUUCAUCCUAUGAUCGAUUAUAGAACUAACAUUACUAAUAUGAAAAGUUUCAAAGAGUUUGAUUUAAAAUUCUUAGAUGACAAAGUAGUAUUCCAUGAGCACAUUCUAUUAGAUUUGAAGACAAAUAUUGAAGAAGAACUCAUUGAAGAAAUGAGAGAAAAGUCUGAUGUUUCAAUUGAAGCUCAUGCUAGUAAUCAAGAUUCUACUUUACCUCAUGAAAUAUUAGACGAUGUAGAAGGAUUCUUUGGAAAGUGGUGGCUUAGAAUUUGGAGAGUUGGUGUUACUUUGCCAGCAAUGUUCGUAUACCUAUUUAUAGCUAGAUCAUUUUGGAUGAUACUUUCUCCAAAAACUUUUAUUGAUAGAAAAAAUAGAAAAAGGAAAAGGGAGUAUGAGGCUGUAGAACUAAGAGAAAUGCCGUCUAUUCAAUCUCUUACUGUUGAUUAA